AUGAUUAAAAAAAAACUCUUGGGUUCGCACGGGUGGUCCAGUGAUCUCUCUGGUCUGGAGGAGAUCGAACUCCCAACCUCCACAUCAAGUGACGGAGGUAGUACCAUCCGGACUAACCCCUGCGAUGGUCAGAUGAGCCAUUUGAAAGAAAAGAAAAGCAAGUAG
Messenger RNA from Dovyalis caffra, 165 nucleotides. The record is from the annotation of a GenBank genome assembly. NCBI's taxonomy places the organism in Eukaryota, Viridiplantae, Streptophyta, Magnoliopsida, Malpighiales, Salicaceae.